Molecule: messenger RNA, 961 nt
Organism: Anoplophora glabripennis (Asian longhorned beetle)
Lineage: Eukaryota; Metazoa; Arthropoda; Insecta; Coleoptera; Cerambycidae
Product: fork head domain-containing protein FD2-like
Exons: 3
Coding region: 198-866 (222 amino acids)
Biological process (GO): anatomical structure morphogenesis; regulation of transcription by RNA polymerase II; cell differentiation
Molecular function (GO): RNA polymerase II cis-regulatory region sequence-specific DNA binding; DNA-binding transcription factor activity, RNA polymerase II-specific
Source: RefSeq, a predicted model, not a curated record
GCACGUCUCGCGGGUCGUAUGAUUUAGGUAAUGUGGUACCAGUUUUGUAUAUUUCUGUAACUAGUGUAGUGCCAUUUUUUCUAUUAUAUUUAGAUCAGGUAGUUCUGGGUGCUAGUUUUAGUGUGAGCGUUCGUGGGAGGAAGUAAGUAGAUUUAAGGGAUCUCGCGAAGACGACCGACCCCUCGAUUCAGCCGACGAUGUUCCCUCUCCAGCAACUGGAUCCCUGCUACUGCCUGGACCACCUCACGGACUGCGUCCACACCAGCCUCACCCACAACCCCUUCCUGACGCAGAGGCUCUUCAACCCGUACUACCCCCAGCUGUGGUUCCCCCUGCCGAUAAAGGUGGCGCAGCCCCGUCCGGAGAAGCCGCCCUAUUCCUACAUCGCCCUCAUCGCCAUGGCCAUCUCGUCCUCGCCCAAGCAACGGCUGACCCUCAGCGGGAUCUACAGAUUCAUUAUGGACAAUUUCCCUUACUACAGAGAAAACAAGCAAGGCUGGCAGAAUUCUAUCAGACACAACCUUAGUUUAAAUGACUGUUUUGUGAAAGUGCCCAGGGAUAAAGUGUCGCCUGGGGGCGGUGAGCAGGCCGGAGGGAAGGGCAGUUAUUGGAUGCUGGACCCCAAGGCGGCCAAUAUGUUCGAGAAGGGCAACUACCGCAGGAGGAAGACGAGGAGGCAGAGAAUCGCUGAGUGUACUGCUAACAUGUAUCAGGAACAGGCCCUCUCUCUAGUCACAAGAACGGCAGAGUCGCUCUCAGAAGGCGAGGAGCACGUGUCCGAGACGUCGAGAAGAAACAAAAAUUCCAGUCUAUUUACCAUAGAGAAUUUAAUUAAAAGUAACGAGUCCAGUCAUAAACUUGUUUAAAUAAAUACGACGUUUCAUCUUUUCUUUGAAGUUGCCAUGUUUUUGUGAUUUAAAUUAUUUGUAUUAGUUUUGAGGAUUUCUCAACAAAUAAAAUU